Aspergillus chevalieri is the source of this 1374-nucleotide messenger RNA. RefSeq lists its product as uncharacterized. The transcript has a single exon. Bases 1 to 1374 code for a protein of 457 amino acids. The record is from RefSeq and is a predicted model, not a curated record. NCBI's taxonomy places the organism in Eukaryota, Fungi, Ascomycota, Eurotiomycetes, Eurotiales, Aspergillaceae.
AUGGAAAAAGCAGUAACCCGCCGCAUUAAACACCGCUACCCCCUAACAAUAACCGACCUAACCGCCCCCGAACUCCUCGCCCUAACACACACCCUCCUCCUAGACAAUCCACCAGUAUACCAAAUCUCGCGUCCCACCACCACCACCCCUAACACGCCCGGCUCAAACCUCCCAAACGAGCGCCUCAAAGAAGCAAUCAAGAACCUCCCCUGCGCACUCCGCCGGAAUAAACUCGUGCAGAUGAUGCCGCGGUGUAUCGGGCGUGUGGCUGAGCUGUGUGUUUCGCAUAAAGGGUUAAACGCGUAUGUUGUUGGGCAUUUAUUUGAUUUGGUGAAGGGAGAGGUUACGCGGCGGUUGGGGAAGAUAGAUUGCGGUGUUGAGUGCCUGGGGAUGUUUGAGCGGAAGCUAUUGCGGUCGAUUCAGGCUAUUCGACGGGUUUGGGGAGAAAGAUCGCCGGAGGAUGACGGUGAGACGCCGAUUGGUGCGCCGGGGAAGCAUUAUAAUAAGUGUGAGGCGUGUAUGCUUGCGCGGAUAGUGGGGGAGCCGUUGUUGCUGCGGAAUCUGCGGAUUGCGAUUUUGAGUCGGACGAGGACGAGGAAAAAAUCUAGGGCUCCGAGACUAUUGAGGUUUGUGGAGGGUUGUAUUGGGUGUCAUGGGGAGGCGCUUAGGGUGUUGCAUGAGAGUGGGCAGUUGGCGAUUGAUUUUAAGGCUGCGAGGAAGGCUGCUGCGAGAAAGAAACGGGGUAGACGUUGGCAUGAGCAAGUUGAGAAGGGUCGGGCUAAGAAAUCGAGCACAGAGUCUAUCCUUGUUCACCUGGAUCCGGAAUUAAAGAGGGAGUUCUUUGAGCAAAGCAUUUCACAACUCGAAUCAGAAGACAAGGCACCCGACACGGAGACAGACGAAACAGACGAGAUCAUCUCGCUAUAUAAAGCACUCCUAGACGAAGAUCCGGAUAAAACCUUAGUACCAACUGACCCUUUUCUCGAUGAUACAACUGCAGUAUCACCUGUCAGUCCAUUAUCGCCCAGAAAAUACACUCCCAGCACGAAGCAGACUCUUGCCGGUACGAUUCCCUCUCGAGAUAUGCUUGACUGGGAGCAGGUAGUGAAUCAUGAAAAGAGUCCCCUCUCUUCCUUGGCCAGAAAGAUAGAAGCCAUAGAGCUCGAGGGGCCGGAUAUGAGCGAUGGCGAUGCGGAUGCGGAUGCUCUGGCAAUGGAUUAUCGCGAUCUGAUCGGGAAAGAGACAUGCUAUUCUGAAUCUGAGUAUAGCCAGGAAACGUCCGACGAUGAGGAUGUUAGAGAACCAGGUCGUCCGAUUACGACAUGGAGUCUUUUCGUGAGCGAUGACGAGAUAGCUGAUCGAAAGAGGUUGUGA